Messenger RNA from Helianthus annuus (common sunflower), 1126 nucleotides. RefSeq names its product VQ motif-containing protein 4. NCBI's taxonomy places the organism in Eukaryota, Viridiplantae, Streptophyta, Magnoliopsida, Asterales, Asteraceae. Bases 150 to 830 code for a protein of 226 amino acids. The transcript has a single exon. The record is from RefSeq and is a predicted model, not a curated record.
AACUAUGUAACAAAUUGAAAUGCAAAAUGCCAAACCAUCACCUCCUUCAUCUUCUACUUCUUCACACCACUUUCUCCAAUUCUUAUUCUCCCCCCUCUCUCUCUCUAUCUAAACCCCUCACAACUCUCUUUCUCUAGACUCAUUCCUCAAUGGAAAACUCUCAUUCACCUAGACCCCUAGAUUCCAAACACCCUUCUCCAACCACCCAUAGCAAUAGCACCAAUUCCACCACCACCACUAACCACCACCCCUCACCACCCCCCACCCCUACCCCAAGAUCCGACCCGAACAACCCAUACCCAACAACCUUUGUCCAAGCCGAUACAUCUUCCUUCAAGAAAGUAGUCCAAAUGCUAACCGGAUCCUCCGAAACCGCCAAGCACGCCGCCGCAACCCGACCCGACUUCCCAACCCGAAGCUCAAUUCCACCAACAAAAACCGGCCUAAACAAGAAACCCUCCAAACUAUACGAAAGAAGAAACACUAUGAAGAAUUUCAAGAUCAGCCCAUUGGUACCCGGGUUUGUAAACGGGUCGGUUUUCUCCGGAUCGCCCCGGCGACCCGGUACGCCGGAGAUUCUCUCUCCGGGAAUUCUUAACUUCCCGUCGUUGGUUCUCAGCCCGGUUACACCGCUUGUUCCGGAUCUUUUCAACCGGUCUCCGGCGACCGGAGAUAGUCCGAUCUUGAACGUUGAAGCUGAAGAUCAGGCGAUUGCGCAAAAGGGUUUUUAUUUUCAUCCGUCGCCGGCGAGUACUCCGGCGAGUUCAUCGGAGCCAAGACUUUUGCCUCUGUUUCCGGUGACGUCACCUAGGGUUUCAGGUUCUUCUUGAGUUUUUUGUUUAAUUUUCAAUGUAACGGUUAUGUUAAAGUGGAAAUUUGGAUAAGGAAUUUGUCAAAAUUUGGGGAAAAUGGUGAAGAAUGAUGAAGAAGAUGAAGAAAAUGACCCACCUUGAACAAGUACAAGUUUUAAUGCAUAAUGUACAAGUCAUUAUUGCAGUAUUGGGCUCAAGACAGCUUACCCAGAAAAUACUUUUUUUGCUGUCUUUAAUCUUGGUUGUACAAGUUUGUAUCUUGUUCUUGGUUUCAACUUUUAAAUAUUAAAAUUUUUAAUCUUAUUUCUCAUGCA